This is a messenger RNA of Auanema sp. JU1783, 339 nucleotides long. The record is from the annotation of a GenBank genome assembly. NCBI's taxonomy places the organism in Eukaryota, Metazoa, Nematoda, Chromadorea, Rhabditida, Rhabditidae.
AUGAAACGAAAGGAAUCAACGUUCCAUCCUAUUCAGUUACAAUGGCCUUUUGAUCCAGAAAGUAUAACAAUCCCUGUAUGGGCUCGAGAGAGAUAUCGUCUAACUCAAUACUGUCCAGGAAGGAAUGAUCCUGAUAUUGGUGCGGGUCAACGUGUUGGACUUCUAACCCGAUGGGAUACAAUUAAGCUCAAUAGCAUGUAUUGUCCUAAUCAGAUAGAUGAAGCGGAUCCUCGACGUGGCCCAUGUGUUGUACCGCGAGCCAAAGACUUGGAUGAAUUCAAUCGACGCGUCUUCGCUUACAAGAGACUUCUGACGAAAGAUAAACGCUCAAGAAACUAG